AUGAGAGCGCGCGUAAAUCGCCCCUUGCGAACCGACGCGACGCGACGCCGCGCCUACGACGACGCCGGGCUCGUCGGCGGCCUCAUCGCCGCGGCCGUCAUUGCGAUCGCCGCGCUCUGCUGCAUCGGAGCCAUGGCGAAGAAGGAGAAGGAGGGCAAGCCCGUCUUCGCGCCCGUCCACAACCCCGUCAACGAGCGGGUCGCCGAGAAGGCCUGA
Pelagomonas calceolata is the source of this 216-nucleotide messenger RNA. Lineage: Eukaryota; Pelagophyceae; Pelagomonadales; Pelagomonadaceae. The record is from the annotation of a GenBank genome assembly.